AUGGCACUAUCAUUAAUGAAAGUUUCCUCCCUUCGUCUCCUAUUCUCCCUAGUAAUGUGGAUAAACAAUGAGAUUUCAUUUGCCCAUGGGCUAGGAAAUGUAUAUGUAGGUCAACAAAUAAAUCCACAUAUGCUGCGAUCUCCCUCCAAAAUCGAAGGAAAUACGCAGAAAUUCAGUAAACCGUACAAGACCGUCACCAAUGGACCCGGUUUCGAUGCUGGUUAUUACCAACAAAUAAAGGGCAUAAGUUAUCCCGCUUUUGAAAAUAAAUCGACUGACACCAAUAUGGGCAUAAAUGGUGAUUCCGUUGCGAUAUGCGAGCAAAUAUUCAAGAACCAACACUUCAAAAGGUUCUGCAGUGAUCAAAAAAUGAUGGAAAGGUAUAUGCAAAUACAUUACAAUGGCACAAGAUUGCAAGCCGAAGUGCCAUAUGAAAACAGCGUUAAUACGACGUCAGUUGGUGUAGAUCCAAAUAAUGAAGUUAUCGUUAGACCCAUUGACAAACACACUUUGAAGGAGGCACAGGAUUAUCUCUGGGAAAUUGUCUGUACCAAGGCUAUAGCACUUUCUUGUAGCAAAAUCCUAGAAUAA
This is a messenger RNA of Babesia microti strain RI, 591 nucleotides long. RefSeq lists its product as hypothetical. NCBI's taxonomy places the organism in Eukaryota, Apicomplexa, Aconoidasida, Piroplasmida, Babesiidae. The record is from RefSeq and is a predicted model, not a curated record. The transcript has 2 exons. Bases 1 to 591 code for a protein of 196 amino acids.